This is a messenger RNA of Lotus japonicus, 2269 nucleotides long. Its product is annotated as rop guanine nucleotide exchange factor 12-like. The record is from RefSeq and is a predicted model, not a curated record. The transcript is spliced from 8 exons. Gene Ontology annotation, molecular function: guanyl-nucleotide exchange factor activity. The coding region runs from base 664 to 1323 and encodes 219 amino acids. Lineage: Eukaryota; Viridiplantae; Streptophyta; Magnoliopsida; Fabales; Fabaceae.
CCCAAAACCCUUAUUUUUGUUCCACUACGUCUCGAUCUGCUACCUCAAUCUCUCAACCGCUGUGCUCCUUCUCCCAACCGCUGCAGCCCAUCGUGCCGCCACCGUCCCCUGCUGCGCCGCUCUCCCUCCCACGCUCUAUCCCACUCUCCACACUCCAUCGACCUGCCGUCGAAGCUCCGAUCUGUUCUCGUCCCUCUCUCGUUUCCCUGUCCUUCCCUCCCACUCUUCAUCGACCUGUCCCUCUCUCCCACCAGCGAAGAAUUCUGAGACGGAGCGAGCUGCAAAGGAAGCUUCAUGGAGAAAGGAGGAUGCCGCAAUUGCGGCUGAGCAAGCGGCAGUGGAACGCAUGUUGACGGAGAAGUGAGAGAAGAACGAAACAGAAAUCGCCGCCCUCUUCCAGCAGCUGCUGAAGGGUUCAUCAAGGGAGGAAGAAGGAUUACUUUUUUGUUCUGCCCCAAAUAGUUGAUUUAGGCUUCGACAGGGCAAAGCCUCCACGGAAACCACCGAAUUCAUUUCUGUGCAAGUCGUUGUUCUUUGUUAGUCGUUCUUCGUCGCUAGGGUUCUCCGUCACGCUCUCUCUGCCGUGUCGUUACCAUCCUUCAUCGAUUGUUGAGUCAUUUUAGUUCGUGUCUAUAAAUAUAACUAAGCUUCAGCAAUUCAGAAAUGGAACAGAUGAAGGAGAGAUUUGUUAAAUUGCUAUUGGGGGAGGAUAUGUCUAGUGGAGGAAAGGGUGUUUCAUCAUCUCUGGCACUGUCAAAUGCAUUCCCAAACCUUGCUGUUGCUGUUUUUUGUGAACAAAAGUGCCUAGAGCUGAUGCUUCCCGAGAGGAAAGCCAGAUGGAGAAAGGAAAUCGAUUGGCUUCUAUCAGUGACAGAUUAUGUUGUUGAGAUGGUUCAUACUCAACAAAAAUCAAAAGAUGGAUCCAGCAUGGAGAUUAAGACUACGCGACAACAAACGGAUCUCCAUAUGAAUAUCCCUGCCUUAAGAAAGCUUGACAACAUGCUUAUUGAUUGUCUAGAUAACUUCAGAGACCAGAAUGAGUUCUACUAUGUAUCAAAAGAUGCAGAUAAAGAUAGUUCAAAGAGAAAAAAUGAUGACAAGUGGUGGUUACCUACACCUAAGGUUCUUGUAGAGGGUUUAUCUGAUGCGGUGAGAAGGUUUCUGCAGUAUCAAAAAGAUUUUAUGAAUCAAGUACUUAAAGCAGCGAUGGCCAUAAAUGCACAAACUCUAUUGGAGAUGGAGAUCCCUGAAAGCUAUAUUGACCCCCUACCCAAAAACUCUGUUUAUAUACAGCAGAGUUGUGUGUUGCCAAGCAGUGUUUAGUUUCUACAAACUACAUAUUUGUCUUCUGUUGUUCUAGCACCUGCCUUCUUCAAACUCUCAUGAAGGUGUUUCCCUUUCUCUUCUAAUCAAAUAUUCUUAUUUAUUUAGAAUGCUAAAUGUGAUUUGUUCUAACGUCCCUCACUCCCUUUCCUGCUUGCCUGGGCUUGUACUCAUUUGUUUGAGUCUCAAAGGCCUCACGACUUGUUUUUUAUUUUCCUUGAUUCAGAGUAAAAAUUGAACAACAAAAUAAUUGAAAUGAAUGGAGCGGAGGUGCCGAAGCUACGAGCCAAUAUCAAGAAGCUGCAACUGCAGAAUUGUACAUGAUGAAUUGGGUGUGAUGAUAUUGAUAGUGGUUGUGUUUGUGGUUAAUUUUCCAGGAGCUUAACUUGGGGAGGAAAAGGAUAAAAUCACUUCAGCAUGAACUUUUGUGGAGGAAAGGGAAGGAUUUGAGUGUCCAAAUGAGGGAGCUGUUGUGAAAUGUGAUUUCUCAUUACACCUUGAAUGAUGAUUUUUCAUUUGUUAAUGGAGAUAGUGUACAACUUCUGAUUUUUUUUCAACCUCAUUUUUAUCUUUGCAAUGAAACUAGUUGGGAAGGUUAGCUAGUGGUUCCUCCUAACUCCACUGUAAUUAUGAGCUUGAGCUAGUGCCAUUUGAGAAGGAUAUGGAAAAUGGAGGAUGCUAUAGAUGGUGGUGCACCUUUGGAUUAUGCUUCAAAACAUGUUAGCUCUGAAACAGUGUCGAGUUAGAGUUGGCUUCAUAUGAGGUUUUCUGUAGUAGUGUACCUUAGAUACAUGAAAAUUGUAGUGCUUUUGUAGUAGAAAGACAUUGUUUGCAGAACUGUUGCCCUGACAAAUUACUCACGUGUCUCUGUUUUUUAUUUUUUUUUGCCUUUACAUUGUAAACUCUAGUCAUUUUAAUCUGUAAGUACAAGGUAAUCUUUGUGAUA